Messenger RNA from Symbiodinium pilosum, 169 nucleotides. The record is from the annotation of a GenBank genome assembly. NCBI's taxonomy places the organism in Eukaryota, Dinophyceae, Suessiales, Symbiodiniaceae.
GGCCUGGUGGGCUUCUUGAAUUUCGAGACCCGGAAGCAGGUCUCCCUGAACAUGGUCACGGCAAUUGUAGAGGACAACCGGGCCCUCAGCUCGGUGGAUGAUGUAACCGCCCUCUUCGGCUUCAUUGGCCCAUUGCUUAAAGAUGAGGAAGACACGCCAAUGGAUGAGG